UUAGUAGGUGCAACACAGUAACUGUAGCGUACUGCACGCUACUUAGUUGAGUUUCGUUUAGAUUUUAUUUCGACUCACUUCAGUUUUAUUUAUUUAUUUUUGUAAAAAUGAGCGAAAUUAAACCAGAGGAAAAAACAGCAACCGUUAAAAAUGAAGAUGAACAAGACUGGGAAGCAGCUAAAGCUUUCUUUGAGAGUCUAAAGACCAAAGUACCGAGGCCGCCUAAACCCCAGAACGCGGUAACCAUCGCGGUCUCCUCUCGCACCCUCUUCAACAUGGUGGCAGAGAGGAAAAUCUUCGUGGAUGAAGGAGUGGAGAAGUACGUCGCUUUUCAGGUGGAACAUGAAAACGAUCCGUUAAAGCCGGGACCUGCAUUCCCUUUCGUAAAGGCUCUCAUGAAUGUCAACACUCGACUUAGGAACCUUUACCCCGACAGCGAGGAGCUGUUUGACAUCGUCCUGAUGACUAACAACCACGCUCAAGUCGGCGUGCGCCUCAUUAACAGCAUUAAUCACUACGGUUUGACCAUAGAGAGAUUCUGUAUGACUGGAGGGAAAAGUCCUAUAGGUUACCUGAAGGCCUACAUGACGAACCUUUACCUCUCAAAAAGUGCAGACAAAGUUACAGAAGCAAUAGAGGAAGGGAUUGCUGCAGCCACCGUGUUUAUGCCAAAACAGGAGAACGAUCUGAGCGACACUCAGCUGAGAGUGGCGUUUGAUGGUGACGCCGUCCUCUUCUCAGACGAGUCGGAGAUCAUUGUGAAGAAGCACGGCCUCGACACUUUCUUUGAGCAUGAGAAAAAGUUUGAGAACCAACCUUUGGCUCAGGGUCCAUUAAAGUGUUUCCUGGAGGCCCUCGGUAAGCUCCAGAGAAAAUUUUAUGCCAAGAACGAGCGUCUGAAUUGCCCGAUCAGAACCUUCCUGGUCACGGCCCGCAGCGCAGCCAGCUCCGGCGCGCGAGUCCUGAAGACCCUCCGCAGCUGGGGCCUGGAGAUCGACGAGGCCCUUUUUCUGGCCGGGGCUCCCAAGGGCCCUCUGUUGCAGAAAAUCCGACCUCACAUCUUUUUCGACGACCAGAUGUUCCACAUUGAGGGGGCCAAUGAGCUGGGAACCAUAUCUGCACAUGUGCCUUAUGGAAUUGGACAGAAGUACAACAAGGGGAAGCUCAUCGAGGAGCCCAAAAAAGAAGAGUAAUUUGCAAGUGACAUACACUACACUAAUUUAUCUGGAUAGGAUGAGAUUUGCUCCAAAUCGAUCAUGUUUUAAAGAGUCUUAUGUAUUAUGUAUUUUACGGACACAUAGGGGCAUUUUAUAACAUCAUCAAGUAGCUAUGUCACCUUCAAUUGUUAUAAAAAUGCCAUGUAUGUAAAAUGUCACAAUAUAAUGCUUUGAAAUUGAGGCUUUAUUUCUUUAAGAAACUCCUUGCUCUUUCCGAGACUCUGCCUUCAGCACGUCGUCAUUCUAGGUGCUUGCUAAUUGCUGCUCCCGCUAGUUUGGAGCAAUUACCUGGUGUGAACAAGUGUUUUGCAAACCCAAACGGCUGCCAGUGGAGAUUAAAGGAUUUCUCAAACAUGCAUGAAAGAAUCAAAGCUGUACUCCAGUUAUGUUUCUAAUGAUGGAAUAACAUUAUAACAUGAUGUAAAGCUCAAAAAAGUCGAUAUUUACACAAUACCGCCACUUUAAAAGUGCCCCACUGAAGAAAACGUUAGAAUUUAGUUUAAGGAUUUUGCAAUAUGUAUGGUGAGAAUAUAAUUUCUGCCAAAAUGUAUUUUCACAGCAUAGUUACCUCAUACAACCCACGUUUUUUUUCCCCUUUUAAUUCUAAACAGAAAAAAAGCUAUUGUUACCUUUUAUCUGCCUCUGCUUCCUUUUUAAAGGCUCAGUCAGGAAUAAAUACAUUUUUAAUAAAGUUUACAUAAUUUUUGUUUAUUCCUCUUUGUGCCGUGUUUGUAUUUUUAUACUUUUGUAUUUUGGCCUUGAACACGUAACGGUCCGCUCUCUCCUGUUUGGUAAAAAUUGCCCGAUCCAUCAUGUUUAGGCAACGUUCUUGCACCUUUACAGAACACAUAUACAUAUUUUAAAACAUUUCUGCCAGGGUAGAAAUGCUGUGGCUUAAAGGGACACUGAUGCUGCCUUUCUAUGUUUUUCUUCUUGCUGGAUGUUAACAUAAAACUUCUAUUGUUUUGAUGCUUUUCUUAUUUUCAAGUUGCAUUUGUAACAAAAGACCAAACUACUUGUGUUAGUUUUCAAACUGCAUAUUUAACGCUGCAGAAUUAUGCUUGUCAGUACUUUCCAAAUGCUGGAAAAAGCUGCAUUUGUCACUUAUUUUGUGCCGUUCAACUUUUCUAUCUAUAGCUACUUUCACACGGACUCUGUGAAAGUAGAGCCCGUGUGAAAGUUUUGGGUUGUCAGAUUGUAUUGAGCUCUGAGCAUGCAGUCGGGUUAAUAAAGUAAUGUAGAUCAA
Poecilia reticulata (guppy) is the source of this 2463-nucleotide messenger RNA. It is a transcript of the gene nt5c1bb, whose product is annotated as 5'-nucleotidase, cytosolic IB b. Gene Ontology annotation, biological process: adenosine metabolic process; nucleotide metabolic process. Gene Ontology annotation, cellular component: cytoplasm; cytosol. The record is from RefSeq and is a predicted model, not a curated record. Gene Ontology annotation, molecular function: magnesium ion binding; nucleotide binding; 5'-nucleotidase activity. Lineage: Eukaryota; Metazoa; Chordata; Actinopteri; Cyprinodontiformes; Poeciliidae.